AUUUGUCCCUUCGCGGUUUCCGUAGACGGAGUUUCCUGUCACUGCGACCCAUGCGAUGUUUACAGGAGCACAAAUCCUCAAUAUCUGUGUUGUUGUUCGUCCUGGCAGCCGUUUACUUCUUGAACCCUUCCAUCACCUAGCAUCUGCUCAGGAACAGUGAAGAUGGCAGACAAGGCUCCUUCUGUUGCCAUGGAGGCCGUCCUGAAGCCCAGCUGUGAGCUUCCUGAGGACAUGCCGAAGAUCCGAGGCUACGACUUCAACCAGGGGGUCGAUCUCCACGCCGUGCUGAAGUCCUACCUGCACACGGGCUUCCAGGCCAGCAGCUUAGGCCUGGCCAUCCAGGAGAUCAACAACAUGAUAGAGAAGCGUCUGGAGCCGGUGGAGGCAGCUGAAGGAAAUGAAUCCGAUGAAACUCCUAAGUCCGGCUGCACCAUCUUCCUGGGAUACACCUCCAACCUCAUCAGCUCCGGAGUCAGAGAGAGCAUCCGCUACCUGGCCGAGCACAGAAUGGUGGACGUGAUCGUGACGACGGCUGGAGGCAUCGAGGAGGAUCUGAUCAAGUGUCUCGCUCACACCUAUUUGGGAGAAUUUAGUUUGUCUGGAAAGGAGCUCCGUCUGAGAGGGAUCAACAGAAUCGGGAACCUGCUGGUGCCCAACGAUAACUACUGUAAGUUUGAAGACUGGCUGAUGCCCAUCCUGGACCAGAUGCUGCUGGAGCAGAACACAGAGGGCACCCGCUGGACUCCUUCCAAAAUGAUCCAUCGACUCGGCAAAGAGAUCAAUAAUCCGGACUCGGUCUACUACUGGGCGUACAAGAACAACAUCCCGGUGUUCAGUCCUGCUCUGACCGACGGCUCUCUGGGCGACAUGAUCUACUUCCACUCCUUUAAGAACCCUGGCCUGGUUCUGGACAUCGUUGAAGAUAUUCGCAGGAUGAACAGCCAGGCGGUUUUUGCCAAGAGGACGGGAAUGAUCAUCCUGGGAGGAGGGCUGGUCAAACACCACAUAGCUAAUGCUAAUCUGAUGAGGAACGGAGCUGACUAUGUGGUUUACGUGAACACCGGUCAGGAGUUCGACGGGUCGGACUCCGGAGCUCGACCCGACGAGGCCGUUUCCUGGGGAAAGAUCCGGACCGACGCCAAACCUGUGAAGGUGUACGCCGACGCCUCCCUGGUCUUCCCUCUGAUGGUGGCUGAGACCUUCGCCCUGCAGGCCCACAGGCUGACCGCCGGCAACAAAACAGAAUAACCGGCUUCAAACGCUCCGUCAGAGACAACAAGCAGCUUUGUUCCUUCGUCUGGGUAAUUGCACGCAUGAGUCUGAAUCUUUUAGUUGAGAGUAGCAGCUUACUGUGGGAUGUAGUGAAACUGUAAGGGAACAAUGGUGAGGUUUCCUCUUUAACGCCUGCCGUCCCCGUGUUUUCCUUUCUGCUCAGACAGCAUCAGCACCAAAGAGACUGUUAGGAGGUUUGAGACGAGGCAGCCAAGAGUUUUAUUUCCGUUUAACACACAGCAUGUUCCUCUUUUCAUUCAUUUUACUUCACUGCUUCUGUGUUUUUAUCAUGAACCUGUUAGAGCAGAGGUGUCAAACUCAUCUUAGUUCAGAUCCACAUUCAGCCCAGUUUGACCAGUAAAACCACAGCAUAACAACCUGUAAAUAACCUGUUUCCUUUGUUUUAGUGGAAAAAUGUUCACAUUUAAGGAAUUAUCUUUUUUUAAAAAAACAUUAUGAACAACCUGAAGUUUCUUAAGAAAAAUAACUUCAGUUUCAACAAUAUUCAGUUCAUCAUUCCCACAUUACAACUUCCAGAUCACAGUUUAUCUACAAAAAGGCACAAAACAUUUCCUCACAGGGAUCUGGAACUGAACCACACAGUAUUUUACUUUAAAAUAGACAAGAAACAACAAAAACAAGACAAAAUAUUACAAAAAUGAGACAAACGACAUAAAACAAAACAAAACGAGACGAUAAAUUUGACAAAAAAAGUUAUAAAGCCACAAAAAAAUUAGACAACACAAGCGAGAUAAAAACACUACACAAAACAAUGAAUAAAGCAAAACACAAAAUGACAAAAAUGAGACAAAAACACGCGAGGCAAAGAGGAAGCAAAAUGACGUGAAACAAAAGGACAAAAACGAGGCAAACGACAAGUCAGACAAAAACAAAACAAAAUACUGCAAAAAUGAGACACAAAUGACAAAAAAUAGACAACACAAGCGUUUUGCAAGUGUUCAGUGUGCAGUUAAUGUCUUCUCUGUCAUUUUUACUCCCGUGGGCCGCAUUGGACCCUCUGGAGGGCCGGUUUUGGCCCGCAGGCCGCAUGUUUGACACCUCUGUGCUACAGGAUUAAAGACGGGGCUGAGCUGUUCAUAGUUCAGGAGGUUUUUUCUGUGUUUAACGGAGGUUUAGUGAACUUUUACUUCUCUAUCUGCUCUGAGUUAAAGGCUCCAUGUGUUGUUGUACACUAAUCUGAUGCAUUUAAGUGAUGUUCAGGAAAAACAAAGGCUGUUAGCUGCAGAGAAUGAGCAGUUUAUUAGGUUAGAAAUGAAACCGCUUGUCUGCCUUCACCUUCAGUUUAAAUGUGUGAGUUCUGUCGUAUUUUAAUGACGCAUUUCCAGGUGAGGAGGUGUUUCAGGACAAGUCUCUUUCUGCUUCCAUUUCUCUGCCACUAACCCGAUCAUUGAAUAAAACUGAACGUUUUCCGCCUCAUUAAAGCAGAUUUUAUGGCAGAACAGUUGCAUUGGGUUGUGUCAUGUUGUACCUAAAAAUAAACUUGUCUUUACAUAA
Acanthochromis polyacanthus (spiny chromis) is the source of this 2787-nucleotide messenger RNA. RefSeq names its product deoxyhypusine synthase (gene dhps). Gene Ontology annotation, biological process: peptidyl-hypusine biosynthetic process. The coding region runs from base 163 to 1248 and encodes 361 amino acids. The record is from RefSeq and is a predicted model, not a curated record. The transcript is spliced from 10 exons. Gene Ontology annotation, molecular function: deoxyhypusine synthase activity. Gene Ontology annotation, cellular component: cytoplasm. Lineage: Eukaryota; Metazoa; Chordata; Actinopteri; Pomacentridae.